AUGAAGAUCAUCGUUGACGACCGCGACCCCAGUAUCACCUAUACACCAGUGUGGAACACCCAAGGCAACGACGGACUGCCGCGCAGUCGACAACAGGAGUUUGAGGGGACCACGUCGCAGCCAAUCCAGAGUAGUACCAAUAGUGCUUCGUUUGCCUUCACUGGCACACGGAUUACGGUCUUCGCGGCAGUGGCUGGUCUCCCCCAAGGAGACCUUGAAAUCGGUAUUGAUGGCCGUCUACAACGCAUACUCCUACCCAACGUAUCCGACUCCAGUCCUGUCUUCCACAACCCAGCGUUUGACUCAGGUCCCUUGGCUGACGGACAGUACACCCUCGUUAUGCAGGAUGUCACCACUGGACCAAGCGUAUUUUUCUUCGACUACAUGAUAUACGAGACGAAUGCUCGUGGACAAGGGCAAACUGGAUUUGUCGAUGAUGCUGAUCCAAGCGUGUUGUUCUUGGGGUCGUGGAGCCAGAACAACACGCUGGACUUUAUGCAGCACGGAGUCCAUUAUACUGGGCAGGCUGGGAGCUCCUUCACUGUCUCGUAUAACUUUCUGGAUGGCGACAAGCUUGUACUAUUUGGCCCGCUCACGGCUGCCGAUCCCCAGUUUUCCUCCGCGUUACCGCUCUCUGCGUCCGUCUCGAUAGACGGAGCAGGUCCAGUGACGUUAUCGUCGCAAAAUGCACCAUCUUCGGGCCAAACUCUGUUCAACCAGAAAUUAUACACUUCCUCUCCGUUAGCAGCUGGUCAACACACAUUCAACUUCUCGUAUCGAUCUGGCACGCCACUCUGCGUUGACUACUUUCUCAUCGAACCCGGGUCGGGACCGGUGAAAGCCUCCAACUCCAAGAGUGCAUUUCCGGUUUCUAUAACUCAGAGUCCUACCACUGGCUUGACUUGGGGUGUUCCGGGUACGAGUACUGCAAUUCCGUCUCCUUCCUCAGCGACUGGAAAUUACACAUCACAUACCGGAGCAAUUGCCUCAUAA
This is a messenger RNA of Mycena indigotica, 993 nucleotides long. RefSeq lists its product as uncharacterized. Lineage: Eukaryota; Fungi; Basidiomycota; Agaricomycetes; Agaricales; Mycenaceae. The record is from RefSeq and is a predicted model, not a curated record. The coding region runs from base 1 to 993 and encodes 330 amino acids. The transcript has 4 exons.